AUGGAACUUCUCCAUCAACUCCAUGAGAGAUUAAGGCCAGUGAAGCUGUCAGCUGAGCGCGAGGACAUUGUGAUGUGGAAGUUUGACAAUAAAGUUGGUAGAGUUAACACCAAGGAAAGGCUGGCUAGACUAGGAGUCCACAUUCAGAGUGAUAGCGCUUGUGUGCUGUGUACUAAGGAAACUGAAUCGGCUGAGCAUUUAUUUCUUCGGUGUGAGGUAACAUGGCAGGUGUGGUGUCAUUGGGUGCUGUCGUUUCGUCGGGAGUGGGUAAUUCCUGGAACCAUUAAAGAUCUGUUUGAGAGUUGGCGUGGCAUGCACAAUAGACAACAAAGGCAGAAGGUGUGGAUGACAGCGUUCUUUGCAGUGAUUUGGAACAUUUGGUUGGAACGUAAUGCACGGAUCUUCAAUAAUACAAGGGCAAGCAUUGAGGGAAUUCAAACCAAGACGGUGUUGAGCUACACAGAGUGGUGUGGGUGGAAUCCGUUGUGA
Molecule: messenger RNA, 489 nt
Organism: Arachis ipaensis
Lineage: Eukaryota; Viridiplantae; Streptophyta; Magnoliopsida; Fabales; Fabaceae
Source: RefSeq, a predicted model, not a curated record